CGGAUUCACGGCCGAUCUUGCUACUUUGUACUGCAAUUCAUCAAUCCAAAAAGUGAUUUUAGAAUAUUUGUGGAAGGUUAAGGAUUUCCACAAUGUAUCGUCUAAGCAAGGGUCUGAGAGCAUCCCUGCGUCCGGCCAAGGUGUACCAGCUGCAACAGCAUGUUGCUGAUAUGGCCGAGAAGGCACGGCUCAAAGAGCUUGUCAUGGGGUGGAAGGCUGAGAAGCUUACAGAGGACAUAGCAAAAGCAGAGCAAACUCUGAAGGUAGUCGCUGAGGAGAAUCAGAGAGAGAGAGAGAGGAAGGAAGCAGGUAACGGGGCCCCCAGAAGUGAUGAGGAGGAGAAGACUUGUGUAACCCUCUCUCUAAUGACAAAUGAAAAGAGCCUGCUGACUGAGAAGAUACAGAUGUGUAGACAGAAUUUUGUGUCUCUGGAGGAAGAAUACCAGAGGAUAGUCUCUCUCCUGGAGACCGUGCUUGACUAUGAUCAAAUAGUCGCAGAGCAUAUUAAGGUAGCGUCUGAGAACUGGGCCAGACUGGGCCAGGAGAGAGUGGACGGCGCCUUAUCAGCAGCGCUGACCGCUGCUACCAUUAAACAAAAGUGGCUAAAGGAUCUGAAAGGCCAAGCUGAGAAACGGAUGGCAGUGUCUGAUGGGCCUGCUCAAGAGGUCAGCGACACCAAGAAUCAUGAUGGCCUUCAGUGCCUGAGCUUCAGCAGCCAGAGAACUGAACAGAUAAUUGUUCGGAACCAGACCCUCCAGGGACAGAUCACGGCAAAGUCGGAGAAGAAAAUGGCGCGUCUCAUGGCUGUGGCAGCUAAAAAGGAGGAGAAGAUCAGGGCUGCUGAGCUGAAGAAGAGGAGGCAGCUGGAGGAAAAGACCAGGAAGGAGCUGGAGAAAGUAAACAAGGCUGAGCUGAAGAAAAAGAAAAGGAGGGAAGCCAAGGAGAAAAAAGAGGCAGAACAACUUGAGAGGAAGAGAGCAAAAGAGGAGAGGAAGAGAGCAAAAGAAGAGAUGGCCGAGACCAGACAGCCCAGAUGUUGUUUCUGCUGUUUCUGCUGAAAAUCUUCCAGACCAGGAAGGACAAUGCUCAAGAACUCAAUUCUUAAGUUCUUCUUAAUUCUUAGUG
Sardina pilchardus (European sardine) is the source of this 1125-nucleotide messenger RNA. RefSeq names its product calponin homology domain-containing protein DDB_G0272472-like. The record is from RefSeq and is a predicted model, not a curated record. NCBI's taxonomy places the organism in Eukaryota, Metazoa, Chordata, Actinopteri, Clupeiformes, Clupeidae. The transcript is spliced from 4 exons. Bases 93 to 1058 code for a protein of 321 amino acids.